Messenger RNA from Lactuca virosa, 1104 nucleotides. NCBI's taxonomy places the organism in Eukaryota, Viridiplantae, Streptophyta, Magnoliopsida, Asterales, Asteraceae. The record is from the annotation of a GenBank genome assembly.
AUGAGAAAGAACAAGGAUUUUUGCAAAGAUGACAUACCAUCGUUCGAUUUGAGAAUAACACAAUUAAAUGAGGAAGAUAAGAGUAUGGAUGUUAAAGAAGGAAGCAAGCCAGUAAUUAGAUAUACAAAAAAAUCUGUAGCGGAAGACAAACUGAAAAAAAGAACUGAAAAAGAUAUUAUGGAAAGAGAAAUGGUGCAUGUUGAUGAGUUGAAAAAUGGGAAAGGUAAAAGGAAGGGGAAACUUGGACAAUUGGUGUGUUCACCAUAUGUAGAUCGGAUAACAGAUGUGGAUGAGGCGGUUAAAGAUGAUGAAAACGUUGUGGCUCAAAGCAUAAUAGCAUGGGGGAAAGAUAAAGGGGAAUUUAUAUGGGAAACUGUUGAUGGUCAUGGAAUGCAUUUGGAAGCUGCACGUUCGUUAGCUAUGAGAAAAAAAGUGCAUACCAAUGUAAUAGACGCGUGGGCUGCUUUCCUUAAUAAAACCGAAGAACUGAAGUCAGAGGCUUCUUACUCUAGGAUGUACUUCACAUGCGAUACGAUUACAGAUUACAUGGUUGAUGAAGCUGUAGAUGAGGAGCUAAGGUACAAUAAAUUCAGAAUUAUGUUUGUAGCUGUGAUUAAUGACAUAACGGACAAACCAGAUUUGAAAACGGUGGACUUGGUUUUCAUACCAAUUAGGUCUGGGACAAUCGAGUCUGCAUAUGGGAAUAGACCACGUAUCCUGAAAAGCUUCUUUUGUCGUUAUCUGAAUAGUGUUGAACACAAAAAAGCAAAUGUGUUACUUAAAAAAGAAGUUGUGGUUAUAAAAAUGAAGUGUCAAAGGAAUAUAGUUGGUGUUGACUGUGGAAUUUUCCUUAUGCGACACAUGGAAACAUACAUGGGAGAAGCGGCACAUAAAUGGGAUUGUGGUCUAUGUUUUGAUGAUAAAAUUCAAGAAAAGAUGUUGGGAAGGUUAAGGUAUAAGUAUCUGGAUAAGUUGAUGAUGUCGGAUUUUAAUGUUAUGAAGAAAACAUUCUUGAAGCAUUAUGCAUCUGUUAAAAAAAUGGAUAGGUUUGAAAGGAUGAAGGUGAUUGAAGAAAAGAAGAAGGAAAUCACAGGUGUGCUGUAG